Callorhinus ursinus (northern fur seal) is the source of this 1817-nucleotide messenger RNA. RefSeq names its product G protein-coupled receptor class C group 5 member A (gene GPRC5A). Gene Ontology annotation, molecular function: sevenless binding; G protein-coupled receptor activity; protein kinase activator activity. The record is from RefSeq and is a predicted model, not a curated record. Gene Ontology annotation, biological process: G protein-coupled receptor signaling pathway; visual perception. NCBI's taxonomy places the organism in Eukaryota, Metazoa, Chordata, Mammalia, Carnivora, Otariidae. Gene Ontology annotation, cellular component: intracellular membrane-bounded organelle; extracellular exosome; signaling receptor complex.
AUGGCCACAACAUCCCCUAGUGGUUGCCCCUCAAGCCUGGACGCCAGGUACCACAGACUUUGUGAUACCACUGCAAUUUGGGGCAUUGUCUUAGAAGCAGUGGCCGCAGUUGGAGCUGUGACCUCAGUGGCCUUCAUGUUCGCUCUCCUGAUUCUCAUCUGCAAGGUGCAAGACUCCAACAGGCGAAAAGUGCUCCCGACCCAGUUUCUUUUCCUCCUGGGCGUUCUCGGGAUCUUCGGCCUCACCUUUGCCUUCAUCAUCCAACUUGAUGGCAGCACAGGACCAACUCGCUUCUUCCUCUUCGGAGUCCUCUUCUCCCUCUGCUUCUCCUGCCUCCUGGUUCAUGCUUUCAACCUGACGAAGCUGGUGCAUGGGAGGAGGCCCCUGUCCCUGCUGGUGAUGCUGAGCCUGGCCGUGGGCCUCAGCCUGGUGCAGGACAUCGUGGCUGCUGAGUACCUCAUCCUCACCAUGAACAGGACCAAUGUCGUCAUCUUCUCUGAGCUUUCUGCCUCUCGGCGCAACGAAGACUUUGUCAUGUUGCUUAUCUAUGUCCUUUUCUUGAUGGCGCUGACCUGCCUCGUGUCCUGCUUCAUCUUCUGUGGAUCCUUCAGCGGCUGGAAGAGACACGGGGUCCACAUCUUCCUCACCAUGCUUCUCUCCAUCGCCAUCUGGGUGGCCUGGAUCACCCUGCUCCUGAUUUCUACCUUUGGCCUCGCGUGGGAUGAUACCAUCCUCAGCUCAGCCUUGGUGGCCAAUGGCUGGGUUUUCCUGUUGGCUUAUGUUGUACCUGAGUUUCGGCUCCUCACAAAGCAGCGGAACCCCAUGGAUUACCCCGUUGAGGAUACAUUUUGUAAGCCUCAACUCAUGAAGCAGAGCUAUGGUAUGGAGAACAGAGCCUACUCUCAAGAGGAAAUCACCCAAGGUCUUGAAGAGCUAGGUGAUACGCUCUAUGCUCCUUAUUCCACCCAUUUUCAGCUGCAGAAUCGACCCUCCCAAAAGGAUUUCUCCAUUCCACGGGCCCAGACGCGGACUAGCCCUUACAAUGACUACGAAGGAAGGAAAGACGGCAGUUAGCCGUUCAGAAGAUUGGGACAAACACAGCAAGUCAGCCAAUCAGUGGGGAGUCCCGAGGGAUAUGGGCUAAAUCCUGAGGCACCUGAGGAAACUGUACAAAACCUUUUGGGAAGAACUUGCCUUCCCUUCUGGAGUUUCUGGGGGGGCUAACAAGACUCCAGGGCCUAGCACUCGUGUUUUCCCUUUGUCCCAGGCUUAGGAUACUUCUUUUAAGUGGGAGGGAGUCUCCGGCAGCUCAGGGUGUGCCCAUUACUGUGCCCAGUCAUUUCACAAGUGACUAAAGCUCUGGUCAUCUGACCACUUCCUGGCUCAGUGAGCUUCAGGAGCCAGCUCUUCUCCCUCCAGGCCGGUUUUGUGAGGAUCGCUUGGCCCAGAGCAGAACUGCAAAUCUGAGCAAAAACAGCCAAGGCCUGUCCCUGCCGAAAUCUACACUGGAAGCCAACUGACUGGCACCCUCCCAUCUUGCCUGGGUAGGACAGGCUGAAGGUCACCCCCAAUAUACUCAUCUCUGUGGCGCUACCACGGGACCCCUGCGGGUCCCCAGCACCAAUUCACUGGUCACCAUUCCCAAACGUGCUGUCCGUCCCCGGACAUAAGCUCCCCUGCAUGCUUUCCCAGAACUUCCUCUUGUGUAGCCCACUUGCCAGGAGAAUUCGUGCACUGUCCUUGCGCUAAAUUCCUUGCACUGAUGCCUCUGUCACCCCCUUGCUCGUCAGCUUCUGUAAACAGCUUCAUGCUGCGUU